Messenger RNA from Perca fluviatilis (European perch), 3545 nucleotides. It is a transcript of the gene npnta, whose product is annotated as nephronectin a. The record is from RefSeq and is a predicted model, not a curated record. Lineage: Eukaryota; Metazoa; Chordata; Actinopteri; Perciformes; Percidae. Gene Ontology annotation, cellular component: membrane. Gene Ontology annotation, molecular function: calcium ion binding.
GUGCGCUUUCUUCCCAGCAGAGAGCGUCCCGCUCUACACGCACACUCACGCACACAUCGGGGUCACUCUACUUCCAGUAAGCGGACUGAUUUCCACUCCCGUAUCUCCUGAAUAUCGCACAUGAACAGUCUGACGGACGCCAGCAGACAUUGACUACCUGUGCACCUUCAGCGUGCGUCACAGAAACUCGUCUAAUUGUUUCCUCCGCGGUUUCCUACCCGGUGAUUUUGGAUUACGGAGAAUAACAAGCAGCGUGGGCGCGUAACUCCCCAAAUCAUGGAUUUAUGGAUAAAGUUGACGUUGUUGUGCAGCUGCUGCUUUGGAGCAAGUGCAGACUUUGAUGGCAGGUGGCCACGGCAGAUGGCCUCGUCCACUGGCCUGUGUCGAUACGCCAGGGUGGACUGCUGCUGGGGAUGGACACGCCGUUCCUGGGGUCACUGCCAGCCUCUCCUCGCCUUAACUCACAGAGUAGCCGGGAUAAGGUGCCAGCCCCAAGCUGUGUGCCAGCCUGGCUGUAAGCACGGAGACUGCGUGGGACCCAAUAAGUGCAAGUGCCACCCUGGCUUUACCGGCAAGACCUGCAACCAAGAAGAAGAGCUGGACUAUUUAACCCCACCAGUGUGGGCCAGUCACCUUCCUGUCUUUCUUCCUGUGGACCAUCAACCAGCGAGAGUAGUGAUGGAGGACCUGAAUGAGUGCGGUCUGAAGCCGAGGCCCUGUAAACACAGGUGCAUGAAUACAUAUGGGAGUUACAAGUGCUACUGCCUCAACGGUUACAUGCUGAUGCCUGACGGGACCUGUGGAAAUGCUCGCACUUGUGGCAUGGCCAACUGCCAGUAUGGCUGCGAGGUGCUGAAAGGAGAGGUCCGAUGUCAGUGUCCGUCACCGGGGCUACAGCUGGCUCCGGAUGGAAGAACCUGUGUGGAUGUGGAUGAGUGUGCCACAGGGAUAGCAGUGUGUCCCAGGUUCAGGAAAUGCAUAAACACUUUUGGUAGCUACAUCUGCAAGUGCCAUGAAGGCUUUGACCUGCAAUACAUCAAUGGAAAAUACCAAUGCAUAGAUGUGGAUGAGUGCUCUUUAGGUCAGAGCCACUGCAGCAGCUUCGCCACCUGCUACAACACGCCAGGCUCAUACAAGUGCAAAUGCAAAGACGGCUACAGGGGGAUGGGCCACGACUGCAAACCCAUUCCUAAGGUGGUUAUUGACCCCCCGAGACCAGGCAAACUGCCUCCAAAUCAUCACAACCGCAUCCCUGACAUGGAUCAGAAGAGGACCACCACCACCAUGCGCCCACCAGUGACUCAAAAGAGAAUCUUCCCCAUUAUCACCAAAUCAACAACCGCCAUGACUAUGAGAACCACGACAACGACCAAAGCACCUCUGCCUCCAACGAGGGUCACCCCACCUCCACGCAAGCCAGCAGUUCCUACCAGGAAGCCCUUUAUCCCAACCAGGAAGCCACCAGUACCUACACGCAAGCCCUACAUCCCACCAAGGCCAGUGGCUCCCACCAAACGGCCCCCCCCUACACCACCACCGAUCACACCUGUAGACAACACCAUUGAGAAGGAGGUCACCAAACAGAGAGGGGAUGUCCACAUCCCUCGGAACCACGGCCAUAACACUGUCCUUGGCGUCGACUUUGACAUUGAGCUCGGCAACACGGCAGAUGAAGCCAAGGACGACCCAGAGUCGGGCUAUCUGAGCUGCUCCUUUGAUGAUGGUCUUUGUGGUUGGAUCAGGGACAAGGACGGAGACCUUCACUGGGAGACAACGCCUGAUCCAUCAGGUGGACGGUACCUCACCAUUCCCGAGGUAGGCAACAAGAGGACUGGGCGAGGGGCACGGCUGGUCCUCCCACUCACCCCCCCCUGGAACGACGGCAAUCUGUGCCUGUCGUUCCGGCACAAGCUGGCAGGCCACCAUGUGGGCAUGCUGCAAGUGUUUGUGAAGAAGGGAAAGCAGUACAGUCCAGCAGUCUGGGGCCGGACAGGUGGAAAUGGCUGGAGGCACACCCAAAUCACAUUAUGGGGCACAGGCCUAGAAAGUGUGAUCCUGAAGGGGGAGCGUGGGCGAGGCAGGAGCGGUGAGAUGGCUGUGGACGACAUCACCCUGAGGAAAGGCUCCUGCACAGAGGAGCACAAUCUGAGGAGACUCUGACUGACAGAACAGAAAAGGGCAGAAAGAAAACAAGAGGGAAAAUCAUCUCAAAGAGAACUGACUCUGUUGUGACAUCCCCUCACUCUGUCUGCCCCCCUCCCUCCCUCCUCCCUCCCCACCGUCCCUCCCAUUCUGUGAACGAUAUCUAAAAAACUGUCUGAAGAACAGUACAUUUCUCUUUCUUGACUGACCAUGAAUAAAAAGACUGAAUCGAAAUGUCAUGACCGGAUCCCAGCAGCACACCCCUUGUCUUUUCAGCCUCCCUCUCACUCUAUCAUCUUGUUACUAUGAAACCUGCAUGUACCUACUUACCAUGGAAAUGUCCCACAUCUAACACAGCCCUGGCAGCCUUCCAGCCACACCGCUGAGAGGCCCACAUUUACUUCAUUUCUUCCUGGAGAGAGGACUGUUCCCUCACUGCUUUUGCUUUGCUUUGAUCCUUUAACCACAUGCCAUUGCUUUUUAUUUGAUUGAUGUAAACACGUGGCCAGGGGUGCAUUUUGUGACUAUUUUGAUCAUCAAAUGGAAUACAUUUCUUUAAAGGGUUAGAGUAAAAAAAAAAAAAAUUAUAUAAAAGACAAAUUGUAUUUGUCAUAAUUGUUUUCCUAAUUCAGAUGACUCUAAAUCUGAUAUAAACCCAAAGUAUAAAAUCAACUAGUAAGUAAGUUUUGCCCUGCUUUUGUUGGUCUAAUCUGAGUUUCUGGUAUUGCAACUGUUCUAUAGCACAGUUUGGACUGAAACAAUGCAGCUUUGUUUUGUUGUUACAGAAUUUCAAAGAUCUCUUUGGUAGGUAGAAGAGUGUUUAAAAAUUUAGCACAGGUAGUAGUUUGACCACUUCAUUGUUAUUGUUUUUCAGAUACUUGAAAUUUGUCAAACAGAAUCAAUGUAUGGUUUUUGACACUUGCAAAUCAACACUUACUUUCUAUUAAACAGUAUGUGCUUUGUUAUAUUAAGUGCAGUUUGUUACAAAGAUGAUACCAACAAUUUUUUAGGCUUUCACAAAUUGUAUUAUUGUAAAUGUAGCUGUGUGUACAUACUCUAAAGAUCUACAAUCCCAUUUGUUGUGUGGUUUUUACGUUGUGUAAAUUCAUAUAUGGAUAUUAAUUGGAUCUCAAAAUAGUUGGUAUUUCAACUUUUAAUUAAAGAACAUGUAUACAGAUGGAAACUUUGUGUAGUGCAAGGCUGUGUUUAACAUGCACAAAAUAUGUAUUAUGUUAUGGUAUAAUGCUCUGUCUGUAACUUGCAAAGCACAUAGUUGCAUAUCGUAUGCUGUGAUAAUGAAGGGCAUCGGCUGGAAUUUCAAGGUUUUCUGUAUGCAUGGGUGCAUUCACCAAAUUCAGAUUUAUCCAGACCAGUGUGUAAAUAAAAUACAUUUGACUGAUAUA